AUGCACGUCCCCAAAGCACAGAGACAAUUCCUGGAUAAGGUCCACAAAUCCCUUGGCGGUUGGGAUGAAAAGUUGAAGGAGAUCAAUCACAAAAUCUGGUCGAAUCCAGAACUUGCAUAUGCUGAGCAUGAUGCUCAUGAAGCAAUUUGCAGUUUCUUCGAAGCAGUCUCAUCGGAUGGAUAUAUAGUCCAUCGCAAAGCCUGGGGCCUGGACACCGCUUUUGAAAUUGAAUGGUCUAAUGGCAAGCCAGGGCGCGUUGUAGCGUUCAAUGCCGAAUACGAUGCUCUUCCUGGAAUCGGUCACGCCUGUGGUCACAACUUGAUUGCAACAAGCUCUAUCGCCGCAUUUAUCGCGACCUGCGAAGCGAUCAAGUCUAUUUCAGAUGUUGGAUACACAGUCCGUCUCUUCGGUACCCCGCCGAAGAACGCGUGUCUCAUGGUACACCCUGUCCCGAUGGCACCUGGAAACCCCGAUCUUCAUGGCAUGGCAACUGUUAUUGAGGGAGGUUUUCUGGCAAAUGAUAAGGUCAAGGUCACAUUCACAGGCAAGCCUGCUCAUGCGGCUGCAGCGCCCUGGGAGGGCAUCAAUGCCUUGGAUGCCGUUGUCUCGGCGUAUGUCAGCAUCUCUAUGCUUCGUCAACAGAUUUUACCCACACAGAAGAUCCAUGGUGUUAUUGUGAACGGAGGAGACCGCCCGAACAUUAUUCCAAUGUCGGCCUCGGUCGACUAUUACAUUCGAUCGCCAACUAAGAAGACCUUGAAGCCCUUGACUGAGAAAGUGAUCAAGUGCUUCGAAGCAGCUGCGACUGCGACAGGGUGUAAAGUUGACUUUGAGUGGGGUCCUUCAUACGACGAUCUGAAGAGCAACAGACCAAUCUGCGAGAGCUACGUCUCAGCCAUGCGCGCAAUGGGCCACCACACCCUCCUUGACAACUCAGAACAAGAAGGCGCACUAGCCGGAGCAUCCACUGACAUGGGCAAUGUAUCAUAUGAAGUUCCCGGAUUCCAUGGUAUCUUCUGCAUCCCGGUCAACGGAGUCAAUCACACCCCCGAGUUCACCAGUGGAGCUGGAUCGCCCGAGGGACACAAGCGAUCAAUCGCGUGCGCAGCUGGGAUGGCCGUAGUCGCUUGCCAGAUGUUGGUUGACGACGAGUUUGCCGAGGCUGUGAAGGCGGAUUUCCAGAAAGAUUGA
Messenger RNA from Penicillium maclennaniae, 1191 nucleotides. RefSeq names its product M20 family metallopeptidase. Gene Ontology annotation, molecular function: dipeptidase activity. The transcript is spliced from 5 exons. The record is from RefSeq and is a predicted model, not a curated record. Lineage: Eukaryota; Fungi; Ascomycota; Eurotiomycetes; Eurotiales; Aspergillaceae. Bases 1 to 1191 code for a protein of 396 amino acids.